Molecule: messenger RNA, 1439 nt
Organism: Lolium rigidum
Lineage: Eukaryota; Viridiplantae; Streptophyta; Magnoliopsida; Poales; Poaceae
Product: nuclear pore complex protein NUP54
Exons: 9
Coding region: 40-1245 (401 amino acids)
Biological process (GO): protein localization to nuclear inner membrane; NLS-bearing protein import into nucleus; nuclear pore organization
Cellular component (GO): nuclear pore; nuclear pore central transport channel
Molecular function (GO): structural constituent of nuclear pore
Source: RefSeq, a predicted model, not a curated record
UCUCUCCGAGAAAACCCUAAACACAACUUGUCGGCCGCCAUGUUCGGGACCCCCAGCUCGCCCCCCCUCUUCGGGACGCCCUCCUCUACAUCCUCCUUCGGAACUCCCUCCACCACCCCUGCCUUCGGCACCCCUUCUUCCACGCCGGCAUUCGGCGCGCCGUCGUCCACCCCAGCCUUCGGCAACCCCUCUUCCAGCCCCGCCUUCGGGACGCCUUCCUCGACCCCGGCAUUCGGCGCGCCCUCUUCGAUGCCGGCGUUUUGGACGCCCUCUUCGAACCCAGCUUUUGGCACGUCCUCGUCGACACUGGCGUUCGGAGCGGCGCCGUCGCCAUCGCCAUCGCCGUUUGGAUUCCAGCAGCAGGCUACUCCGUCCCCUUCGCCUUUUGGGUUCACCGGCUUGGCCGGUGGGCAGAUCACAACCCAGAUGGCCCCAGUUGCGCCUCUGCCGCUCUUGCCCUCCGACCGCGAUAUCCAGGCUAUCGUGGAUGCGUACAAGGAGGACCCAGGCAACCCUCGCUAUGCUUUUAGGCAUCUGUUGUUUAGCGUGACAGAUCCUUCACAAAGGGUGAAGCCUGUAGCAGCAUCUGAUAUCAUGUGGGCAGAGGCGAUGGGGAAGCUUGAGUGCAUGGAUAGUGCGGACAGGGAGAGGCUGUGGCCUCAACUUUUGCAGGGGUUUAAAGAUCUCUCAUGCCGGCUUAAGCUUCAAGAUGAAGUUCUUGUCUCAGAUACUGAACGGUUGAGCAUGACCCACUCCAAUGUCAAGAAGCUUCAAAGACAUUUCCAAGCUGACACAUAUCCUUGGAUUCAACGCUUGAAGCAUCAAGAGCUUGUCAUUGAGAGGCGUCUCUUAAGGAUCAUGAGAAUAGUGGAGGCGCUGGAGAAUAGGGGUUUCCGUGUUCAAUUAUCGAAAGAAGAAGCUGAUUUAUAUGAAAGAUUGGUUGCUAUAAUAAAGCAGAUAAAAGGAACUGGUGGCGAUCUGUCCAAGAGAACCUAUAAUCUUCUUUCUACCUCACGUCUUCUAGCAAGCACCGGUGGUGCUAGUGGUCCCAUUUAUAUUCCUAAUUCAGCCAAAGUUGAUGAGCAAAGUGUUACUGAUCUUCUUGAGGCCUUGCAGCAACAGACGGAAGCAGUUGCGAAGUUGGGCAAUGUAUUAAAAAGGGACACCAGAGACGUGGAAAUUGUACUUUCGGAAGACAUUGAUAUGGUGGAAGAUGGUGCUUCAAGAAGGCCAUUGAACAUGUAAAACCGAAGUAGUGUCUUCAUUUUAGGUACCAACAAACAGAGUUUUGCAUCGUGUUAUCAAAGGGUUGGAGCCUCUAGACAUCUUUUUUCUAGUUUUGACCUCUAGAAUAUGGUUAGAACAAAUUGAAAUAGGUUCUUAGCCAUCACCAUGUGGUUCUUGAGCAAAUUCAAUUAGGUUUUGAGACUUGCCUGCCA